AUGGCGCUUCGCUAUCAUCCAGAUGUAUGUCAUGAUCAACAAAAUUCUAAUAUUUUCACUAAGCGAUUUGUGCAAUUGAACGAGGCUUACAAGACGCUAUCGGAUCCUCUGUUGCGCGAUGAAUAUGAUUACGAGUUGGGUUUGAAAGAUUAUUGUAACAAUAGUUGUAGUAGGAGGAGCACCUUCACCUACAGUAUGGAUAAUUCUGUCAGAAAUAAUCAAGGUGCACAUAACAGAUGGAGUCAACAAAUUCUUGAGUUGAAGAGAAGGUCACAAAAGGAAGGAUCAUGGGCCAGCAGAAUAAGGAGAGCUCGCGAUGUAUCAAACCAUUGA
This is a messenger RNA of Pyrus x bretschneideri (Chinese white pear), 333 nucleotides long. RefSeq lists its product as uncharacterized. The transcript has a single exon. The coding region runs from base 1 to 333 and encodes 110 amino acids. Gene Ontology annotation, cellular component: chloroplast. Lineage: Eukaryota; Viridiplantae; Streptophyta; Magnoliopsida; Rosales; Rosaceae. The record is from RefSeq and is a predicted model, not a curated record.